Molecule: messenger RNA, 1341 nt
Organism: Lactuca sativa (garden lettuce)
Lineage: Eukaryota; Viridiplantae; Streptophyta; Magnoliopsida; Asterales; Asteraceae
Product: calcium uniporter protein 1, mitochondrial
Biological process (GO): mitochondrial calcium ion homeostasis; calcium import into the mitochondrion
Cellular component (GO): uniplex complex
Molecular function (GO): calcium channel activity; uniporter activity
Source: RefSeq, a predicted model, not a curated record
UCAACUCGCAAUAUGAUGCGGGAACCCGUGUAAACGGUCAAAACGGGAAUUCUCACCCGUUCUUCUCUCGCACCCGCUGAUACACACACGCUUUCUCUCUCUAAAAUUGGCAUGGAUUCCAAUGGCUUAUCAUUCUUCACUUCUUACCACUGCCAUGGCUAAGCUCUUGUCGAUUUAAAAGCCAUUAUAAGACGAGAUCGGAAUUGCAAGAAAAAAUGUGGAGGUCGUCGUUUUCGCUAUUGAAGCAGGGGGUGACGUCGGCGGUUGUUAGAUCAAAGCCGGUGUCGUUCGGAUGGAGAAAAACCGGUUUCGUUGAAUCCAAUAACAAGUUAUGUUCUUGUUUGUUCUCAACUUCGGCCGCCGGCGGCUGCGGCGGGGUAGGGUUAGGGCAAGGGGAAAAGGGUAAUGACAAUAAUGAUAGUAUAACGUUUGCAGAGGCGAAGAAGCUAAUGCGAUUGGUGAAUGUUGAGUCCUUGAAGAUGAAAUUGACUACCGAAGGCAAGGAGACGAUUUGUUAUUCGGAACUUUUGGAGGCGUGUGAGAGUAUGGGCGUCACGAAAUCCAACGAGGAAGCGAAGGCGUUCGUUAAAGUUCUUGAUGAGGCUGGUGUUGUUCUUAUUUUCAGAGAUAAAGUUUAUCUUCAUCCAGACAAGGUGGUGGAUCUGGUAAGAAGGGCGGUGCCGCUAGCGCUGACACCAGAAGACGAUCCAAGGAGGGAGGAGCUAAGAAUCCUACAAGCAAAACAGGACGAAAUCGACAUGUUGGCUCAUAAACAGGUGCGCCGGAUCCUGUGGAUGGGCCUUGGGCUUUCAUUGGCCCAAAUCAGCCUCUUUUUCCGUCUGACAUUCUGGGACCUCUCAUGGGACGUUAUGGAACCAAUCGCGUUUUUUACCACUGCAUCUGGUCUAAUCAUCGGUUAUGCCUACUUUCUGUUUACCUCGCGGGACCCGACUUACCAAGACCUGCUGAAAAGGCUCUUCCUUUCGCGUAGAAGAAAGCUCAUGAAGAAGCAUAACUUUGAUAUGGUCCGAUUCAUGGAAUUACAGAAGAAAUGCAAGUCGCCUUUAGAUUCACAUCCUGCAGCCAAACAUGAGAUAGCAGGGGUUGAACUUGAAACACGGGAUCUCUUACAUAGACAUUAGAGUUUAGAGUUUAGACAUUGACAUAAAAUAAAAACUUCUACAUCAUAUGUUGCUUCUAUGUUGGAAAUUGGUGCCCCUUUUUGACAUUAACAUAGAAGCUUUGACUUUUUUUGGUUGACUCAUGACUUGUUUUUCUUUGAGAAUAUAGGAGAAGAGAAUCAAAACGGUAUAUUAAUGGAAAUUUCAGAUAUUAACUAAA